Messenger RNA from Arvicanthis niloticus (Nile rat), 4621 nucleotides. RefSeq names its product oxidative stress responsive kinase 1 (gene Oxsr1). Gene Ontology annotation, molecular function: ATP binding; protein serine/threonine kinase activity. The record is from RefSeq and is a predicted model, not a curated record. Gene Ontology annotation, biological process: positive regulation of T cell chemotaxis; intracellular signal transduction; negative regulation of potassium ion transmembrane transporter activity. Gene Ontology annotation, cellular component: cytoplasm; cytosol. Lineage: Eukaryota; Metazoa; Chordata; Mammalia; Rodentia; Muridae.
GCGUGUCGGCAGGUGGAGGGAGAAGGGAAAGUUUGGCCCGUGCUUGGGGUUCGGGUGGAGGGCGGGACGGAGGGGCAGGGCCGGGGAGAAGCUCGUUUCGCGGGGCCGCGGAGGCUGAGGCCGGCUCGUGGGCUGGGCUGGGGACUGCGGGACGCGGAGCCGCAGGAGGCGAGGUCGGCCGCAGCCGCGCGUCCCCGCCUCGGGGCCGCGCUUGACCCGCGCGCCCCGGCGUUGUGCGCCCCAAGGCUGGGCCAAGCGGCGGGUUGGGGGCGGCGGCUGGGCGUGGGAAGGAGCGCGGCGAGGUGACCCGAGUGCCUGGAGCGUGAGGAGCACGGAGCCAGGCGCUGCAGCCGUCAUGUCCGAGGACUCGAGCGCCCUGCCCUGGUCCAUCAACAGGGAUGACUACGAGCUGCAGGAGGUGAUCGGGAGUGGAGCAACUGCCGUGGUCCAAGCAGCUUACUGUGCCCCCAAAAAGGAGAGAGUGGCAAUCAAACGGAUAAACCUGGAGAAGUGUCAGACUAGCAUGGAUGAGCUCCUGAAAGAAAUUCAAGCCAUGAGUCAAUGCCAUCAUCCUAAUAUUGUGUCGUACUACACAUCUUUUGUGGUAAAAGAUGAGCUGUGGCUAGUCAUGAAGCUGCUAAGUGGAGGUUCUGUUCUGGAUAUUAUUAAACACAUUGUGGCAAAGGGGGAGCAUAAGAGUGGAGUUCUGGAUGAGCCAACCAUCGCUACCAUCCUGCGAGAAGUCUUAGAAGGAUUGGAAUACCUACAUAAGAAUGGGCAGAUUCACAGAGAUGUGAAAGCUGGAAACAUUCUUCUAGGAGAAGACGGCUCUGUGCAGAUUGCAGAUUUUGGUGUUAGUGCUUUUUUAGCCACUGGUGGUGACAUUACCAGAAAUAAAGUGAGAAAGACGUUUGUUGGCACCCCAUGCUGGAUGGCACCGGAAGUUAUGGAGCAGGUUCGAGGUUAUGAUUUUAAAGCUGAUAUCUGGAGUUUUGGAAUCACAGCGAUUGAACUGGCCACAGGGGCAGCUCCAUAUCAUAAAUAUCCACCAAUGAAGGUUUUAAUGCUGACACUCCAGAACGAUCCUCCUUCUUUGGAAACUGGUGUUCAAGAUAAAGAAAUGCUGAAAAAAUAUGGAAAAUCAUUUAGAAAAAUGAUUUCACUGUGCCUUCAAAAGGAUCCAGAAAAAAGACCAACAGCAGCAGAACUGUUGAGGCACAAGUUUUUCCAGAAAGCAAAGAAUAAAGAAUUUCUUCAAGAAAAAAUACUACAGAGAGCACCUACCAUUUCUGAAAGAUCUAAAAAGGUCCGCAGAGUCCCCGGCUCCAGCGGCCGUCUCCAUAAGACAGAGGACGGAGGCUGGGAGUGGAGUGACGAUGAGCUUGAUGAGGAGAGCGAGGAAGGGAGAGCUGCCAUUUCUCAGCUCAGGUCUCCCCGAGUAAAAGACUCAUUAUCAAAUUCUGAGCUCUUCUCAGCAGCUGAUCCCGUGGGGACUUUACUUCAAGUUCCAGAACAGAUUUCUGCGCAUCUACCUCAGCCAGCUGGCCAGAUGCUCACACAGCCAGCUCAAGUCUCUCUCCUGCCCCCUGCAGAGCCAACAAAACCAGCACAGGCUCAGUCUUCAGGAGAACGGUCCCAGGAGACCAAGAUCCCUAUCAGUCUAGUGCUAAGAUUAAGGAAUUCCAAAAAAGAACUAAAUGAUAUUCGAUUUGAAUUUACUCCUGGGAGGGAUACAGCAGAAGGUGUUUCUCAGGAACUCAUUUCUGCUGGCCUGGUCGAUGGAAGGGAUUUAGUAAUAGUGGCAGCUAAUUUGCAGAAAAUUGUGGAAGAACCUCAGUCAAAUCGAUCUGUCACUUUCAAACUGGCAUCUGGUGUUGAAGGCUCGGAUAUUCCUGAUGAUGGCAAGCUGAUAGGAUUUGCCCAGCUCAGCAUCAGCUAAACCACAGUCCUGGAAGAGUCAGCCUAGGAGAUGCCACACAUGCACAUGUCUGUUGCUUCUGUUGGCCUGAACCUACAACUGCCAAAGAACCCAGCAACGAACCUCCCAGCUUGGAGCUUUAGUUUUUUCUUUAUGUUUUUCUUGCCACCCCCUUCUCACCUCCCUUUUCCUACAAGGAAAGAAAAGUUGGAUCACCAGUGGCCAGCAUUUCCUCAGAGAGUUCUGUUGGUAGACACGCUGCUCAUGUCCCCUCUCCCUCCAUCUGAGAAGCAGAAGUGGCCAUUGUGCCUCAAGGCCCAGGAUGGAAGUCUCUCAACUCAUUCUUGCCUUACUACAGUGAUGGCCCCAGUGGUUAGAGCAGCUGCACUGGGCAGCCUCAUCUUGCCUGCUCUCCCACACCUGCUGGGACAUGAGCAUCUUGGGAUAUCUCUUUAACACUCAAGUAGCAAUUAAAAGUUGAUUGUUCAGCUGGAACCCAGAGAAUUUAAUUACUGUUUUUUUUCUUUGUACCUGAUGUGAAUUCUAGCAACCUUUGUUAGGAAAAAGCACAGCCUCGAAUGGAGGCAGCCUAAACUCUUGUCUGUCCUCUUCAUGGUGUCUCUUACGUGUUUUGCUGAGCUGUUCUCAGGCACCCCCUUCACUGCUCCCUCCAGAAAGGGUUGCUAGCCUUAACCUCAGCUGGUGCGAAACAUCUGACUGUAGUCAGACUUCAGCCAUCUGCUCCUUCAGAGUGCAACUGUGGAGUGUUUGUGCAGAAAGCAUCAAGCAGUGGCGUACAAAUCUUAUCUUGCCAGAGGUAGUUUUUGAACAAGAAAAAGAACUUUGUAAAUCAUAUCAUUGGGAAAGUAUUUUCAAUAUUUAAAAAAAUUAAACUGAAGAAAAACUGAUCUUUGAUCCUCCUGUGAAGAUGGAUUUGCCUCUAAAUCAUGAGGAAAUGGUGUACACGACUGAGAUUUUUACAGCAAUAAAGGAGAUUCACACUAGGCUAGAGGCCUGCCUUCUGCUCCUCUCUUGCACUGACUCCGUGGAGGGGGUCUUCAUCCACUAAACUGACCCAAGAUGGAACAUGAAACCACACGUGCCGUGACCUUUAGGUUUACGAGUAGACAGUGUUGAUGUGAUUUUCUACAGAAAUUAUGUAACUUAUUCUUUAGGUUUAAAAAAAGAGCUCAAUGCAAUAUGGGAAUAAUCAGUGAGGUUGAUUUUUUUUUUCCUACUGUUAAAUAGCAUUUGUCUAAUUGCUAAUAAGCCUGCCAAGUUACCAAAUUUUAUAUAAGAAUGGAAUAGUCAGUCUGGCCUUAAAGAGACACACAAAGAUGGGCUGUGGGCCCCUAGAAAAGGACUAGUUAGUUGCCUUUUAUAGAGUUCCUUGCACCUGCCAUUGUUGGUUUGAUGAACAAGAUUAGGUACCCAGUAUGUUCCCACCCUCAGCCCAUCUCACCCAGUUCUGAGGAUCAAACCAUAGCAUUGCUCCUGCAAGCAGCUCUGUGGACUUUUCUCUUAGAACACACCUAAAAGCUUCCUAACUUGUGCCACCUCAUGGUUUCAUUUAUGCUGAGCCUGUAGUUUCAGUCAUGGACUUUCGUAUUAUUGAAUGCAAAGGCAUGUUGAGAAAGGUGUUAGAGAGGAAGAGAAGAUGGAUUUGAGAGAGGGGUUGGGAGAAGGUCCCAAGGUCCCAGCAGGUUGGUAAAAGGAGGAACCUGCUGAGCUAGGAGGGAGAAAAAAGAUUGACCAGCUAGUUUGCAAACCAUUUUUCUUUCUUCUUUCCCCUACUUGUUAGAGGUAGGGUUAUGAGGAAGCAAAGACGGGGAGGUGGGAUUGCGUAUGGGAAGCAGAUAAUGUUACCUUUGCAGAAGACUCAUGGCUUGCUGUAGAAUCCAAUUUGGUUUCAGCAGCUUGACUCACUUAAUUCACUUAAUGGCUCAGAAAGGAAUUUGAUAUCACUCUUCUGGCUUUUGACUUGGGGUGGUCCAGUGCCAGCCUGGAAGUAAGCAGCAGCCCAUCUCCUGUUCACAUUCUCUAGACGAUCAUCACGUCUGCCUUGCUGUGGCAGACAGACAUGACAGUAAAAGUGUCCCAGGGCUCUUUUCCGUUCAUUGUUUGCUUUUUUGGCAACUAGGAGGUCUGCACUAAGACCCAGGACAAUGUUACUUCUCUGUGAUGUGUGGUGACUUCCCUCUGCUGUCUUAUGCAGUGAUUGAUGGUGAGAGAACCAGUCAGUGGAAACUGCCUAGGUGGGCCAGCUUGGAACCCAGGGAGCUGGAGCAGUGCUUCCAGGAGUACUCUGUCACUAAGUCCUCAAGAUACCUUUGUCCCUGGAGUAAGGACUAACUGUAGCACAAGAUAGCAUGUGCCAAUAUAGCCAAGAUAGUAUGUGAAAUGGUCUUUCUAAAUGAUAAGGAAUCAUUUGGGUUGGUUCUUGUUUUUUUUUGUGUGUGUGUGUUUUCCCUUCUGUUUUCAACCAAAUCCUAGAGCCAGCUGAGACUGCUAAGUAAUCUGAAGGCUAGAGCAAGGAUGUACCAGUAAUGUCAGUUCCUCCUUAGGAUGUUUGCUGGAUGGUGGAAAAUGUAAAAUAUUACCUUCUUCCUCUUCUCUUGUAUUUUACUGCAUGGUUUUGUUUUUGUUUUUGUUUUUUUGUUUUUUGUUUUGAUUUUUAAUCAAUAAAGAGUAAAUUGUCCUUAA